GUAUUAUCUUAUAGUCUCAAAUUAAACUUUACCAUAGAUUUAAAAAUGAACGGUGAGAGUUGGUUAUUUAUUCUUGCAGUUGUUGUCAAUGCUAUCAAUUUAUUUUCUCAAGUGUUUUUCACAAUUAUGUAUUCUGAUUUAGAAUGUGAUUACAUUAAUCCAAUUGAAUUAUGUAAUAAAUUAAAUCCAUGGUUUAUUCCUGAAGCUGGUUUACAUGCUUUUAUUACAGCUUUAUUUUUACUUAAUGGUUAUUGGUUUGUUUUCUUAUUAAAUUUACCUUUAUUAGCUUAUAAUGUUAAUAAAUUUAUUAAUAAAAAUCAUUUAUUGGAUGCUACUGAAAUCUUUAGAACUUUAUCAAAGCAUAAGAAAGAAUCAUUCCUUAAAUUAGGUUUCCAUUUACUCAUGUUCUUCUUUUACUUAUACAGAAUGAUCAUGGCUUUAGUUUCUGAAGAAAUUUAAUUUGAUUUGGUCAAAGAAUUCCUUCUAUAAUGUUAGUCCUAUUGAUGAGAGCUUUGUUAUUCAUAGAAGAUUAUUCAAUCUCACUUUGCAUUACUAUAUAUUUCUAUUAAUUAUAUGUCUUUCUUGGUCUCGUCUCGAUAAUAAAUUUCAUGAAAGUUUUUAAGAAAGACAUUAUGGAACAUAUAUAUACUGUAAUUGGAUGUGAAAUUUCUGUAGUAUAUUUAUUUCCAAAUCUCCAUUUUAUUUUAUUUAUAAUUUUAAGAUGUUUUAGUUUUUUACCUUUUUUUGAUUGUUGUUAUUUUAUCAUUCAUUAUUAAUAUAAGAGUCAUCAUUAAUAUUACA
Scheffersomyces amazonensis is the source of this 801-nucleotide messenger RNA. Its product is annotated as cornichon family protein. Bases 46 to 459 code for a protein of 137 amino acids. The record is from RefSeq and is a predicted model, not a curated record. The transcript has 2 exons. Gene Ontology annotation, biological process: endoplasmic reticulum to Golgi vesicle-mediated transport. NCBI's taxonomy places the organism in Eukaryota, Fungi, Ascomycota, Pichiomycetes, Serinales, Debaryomycetaceae. Gene Ontology annotation, cellular component: COPII-coated ER to Golgi transport vesicle; endoplasmic reticulum membrane.